ACGAAGAAGAAGAAGAAGAAGAAGAAGAAGAAGAUGAUGAUGAUGAUGAUGAUGAUGAUGAUGAUGAUGAUGAUGAUGAUGAAUACUGAGGUUGAUGAUGAUGAUGAUGAUGAUGAUGAUGAUGAUGAUGCUGACGGUGACGUCAUAUAUGUUGACGAUGAUGAUGAUGAAUAUGAUGAUGAUGAUGAUAAUGAUGAUGAAAGGAAGGACCGCUGGUACAGGAUUUUCUUCGCCUGA
Molecule: messenger RNA, 237 nt
Organism: Dibothriocephalus latus
Lineage: Eukaryota; Metazoa; Platyhelminthes; Cestoda; Diphyllobothriidea; Diphyllobothriidae
Source: the annotation of a GenBank genome assembly